GCCCGCCCCGCACUCUGCUUCAAGCAUUCGCUGAGAGCACACCUAUCUAUCGCUACUAAAACGUUAUCAGUCAACAUGGUUGUCAAACUAUCCGUUUCUGCGCUGUACACCGACGGUUUCCCCACGCUGCCUAAAGCGAGGGGACGCGAGGAGUGCAUCGCUGCCGACUGCCCGAGGAGACAGAAGAUGCAGCAAGUAUCGCUACCUGCCUUGGUAGAGGAUGACUCCGAGGUCGAGGAGACCUUCGAGCAGGAGCAGCGACCUUACAUCCUGCGCGCUGAACAUCUGAGGCGCCAGAAAUCAGUUUCUCCACAACGGCGCGAGAGGCUGCAACGCCACAUGGUUCUGCCUUCACUUUCUGAAGACGAGGAGCCUUGAUCGCCUUUCUGAAGACCCCUGGAUCGAAGCUCUGAAGCCGGCCAGCAGGCCGCAGCCCCGAGUGAAGAGAACCUCUGCUCCGAGAACUCACCCAAUGAUCGGACUAUGUGAAGUGCAAGGUGUAGACUGCAAGUGUUAUGUGCAAUGAAAAGUAAUGCCAAAGCGUAUUAUUUAAGUUAAAGCUAACCUAAGGUGUCACUAAGAUAAGUUUAAUAAAAGUUUUUUAUGAUA
Molecule: messenger RNA, 609 nt
Organism: Cydia amplana
Lineage: Eukaryota; Metazoa; Arthropoda; Insecta; Lepidoptera; Tortricidae
Exons: 1
Coding region: 76-378 (100 amino acids)
Source: RefSeq, a predicted model, not a curated record